AUGGCAAAAGAAACCACAAGUGGAACAGCAUUCCCGAGGGCAUUCCACACCUCCAACGACUAUCCGACCGCUGGUAAAGAUGCACCGGAUAUGUUUCAACAAUUUCAAGGGAGAGACCACACAAUCUCCCAUAGAAACAGACUUGGUAUCCGCCACUAUCCUCCGGACUCGCCCCCUCUAAAGGUCAGGUGGUUUUACGCAGUAGACUCUCCCAAAUGGAAGCCGUCCUUCUCGGACCAAACGAAAGAAAACUCGAAGCCUUUACCUGCUCCGAGAAAGUUUGUUCCGUUCACAGUGAAAGACUCUCAGGCAAUUGAGCAUGCGUUCCAGGACCUGUGCAGUGCUGAGGUCGGGCGUGAGCAAGGACAUCAACCCCAGCUGGGAGACCGUGAACCCGUGAAAGUACCUGUCAACGAGGACUAUCUUUUUGAUGUGAACAUAAGCCAAAGGGAGCUUGGCCCAGCUUACUGGAUAGGGCCUGUAUACGAAGUUCGUCGCGGGACAUGGUUCUUUCAAGAGGGAUCCGCAAUCAAACCCUGUGAAGAAAACCUUGCAGCCCAGCUAGAGGAGGGCUAUCUGAAGCUUAAACCAUGGCGUCCCGCAGUGGCCAGCGAGCAACAGUCUCAGUCUUCGUCAACCGCUAAUGGCCGUGACCAGGAGAGUACCACAAAUGUAUCUUCCAUGUCUGCAGCGGAAGCACGAAAAUACCGUCUGUUUGGCUCCUACAUGAAUAGUAUUGUUACGUACCAGGAUGCCGCAACAGCCUUGCUUACAAGUGAUGACUUCAUGUCGAGAGUGAGUACAACUGUUUAUCAGACUCUCGGUGCUGUUCCGGGCACCAGGCUACUGCGAGGGUUCUCGGAAACGAAGAGGUAUAAUGAAGCUCAAGAUAAGAAAAGCUCCGAUUCGAAAUCAGUUACUACUAGCGAGCCGCUGCCAACCGCAGAUUCCGCCAGCACGCGAGGAGCACCCAUUUCCAGCUCCAACUCGGAAUCACAGGAGCCGCCCAACACGGCCGAUCAAAGACCAGCUACAAGCUUGGAACGGCGUCUUUCAUCUUUAACAAACACGCGUGACUCGGUCGAUCUCGAAGAGCAGGUCCGUAAGCAAGAAGAAGUGGAGAUGGAAGAUCUUAGAGAGACAGAUGGCGAGGAUAGGGAGAGAGGAAUUGAUCAUCUAGUCCUGGUUACACACGGAAUCGGUCAACGGCUCGGUCUACGACUGGAAAGUGUUAACUUCAUACAUGACGUGAAUGUCCUCAGAAAGACAAUGAAGCGCGUGUAUAAAGCUUCGCCCGAUCUUCAGGCCCUCAACUCUGCCUUCUCAGAUAAACAAAACAACUGCCGUGUCCAGGUCCUUCCUGUGUGCUGGAGACAUUUACUGGAAUUCCCCCAUAAAAAGGUCGGCCAAAACCGCACGGAGCUCGAUUUGGCAGACGCGGACGCGCUUGAAGAUGAUGUCUACCCCACUCUAUCUGAUAUUACGCUUGAAAGCGUUCCCGCCGUUCGAAACCUCAUCUCAGACCUUGCCAUUGAUGUUCUACUUUACCAAAGUAAGCACCGUGAACAGAUUUCUGCUAUUGUCAGGCAGGAAUGCAACCGGAUCGCUGAGCUUUACAAAAAACGCAACCCUUCUUUUAAAGGCACAGUGAGUCUUUGUGGACAUUCUCUAGGCAGUGCAAUUUUGUUCGAUCUCCUUUGUUCAGGGGAUAUGGAACCAAGUCAGGAAAGCCUGUUUGGGGGGAAAUCUCCUUCAGGUACAUCCUCAUUUACUUUCCAGUGUGAGGAAUUUUUCUGUCUAGGAUCUCCGGUAGCUCUAUUUGAGAUGCUCAAAGGAAAGACUAUUGCCGGGUGGCCUUCUCAAUGGGACGAGAGUGUCAAGCACGGUGUCGCCAAUAGCGUUGGCUCUAGGUCCAAGCUGCAAUUGGCAACCCUAGGCACAGGGGUUGCCACUGCUGAAAACCGGGCCGCCGUCUCUGCCCCAAAUUGCCGGCAAUUGUAUAAUAUAUUCCACCCCUCCGACCCGGUGAGUUAUCGCAUGGAGCCGUUGAUAUCUCCAGCGAUGUCGUCCCUUAAGCCGCAGCCUUUGCCAUCUGUCAAACGAAGUAUUUGGACCGCGUCUGGACAGAGCCUUUCACUAAUCGGGAGCCGCGUGGGUCAAAGUGUUGGAUCGUUAUGGACCAAUUUCACAUCGGGUGUGGCAAGCACACUGCUGAACCGCAGCCUUGGUAUCAGCUCUGAGGAAAGCCCACGACAGCGCCCUGAUACCCGUUAUCAGACCCCAGCGCAAUCAAAGCUACCGGAAAACACCACCAAUUCCGGCGAUCGUAGCCCUACAUUGAUAGACCCGGACAUAGAGACGCUCUACGAGGGCUUCCAAAAAGCUAAACUAAGACGCGCGAAAACAGCCACUAAUGCAAAGCGUGAACACGACAGAGGUAUGCAGGAAGCGGAUCGUGGUCUGAGGAAAUUGAAGCUCGAGGAACAGAAAGUCAGGCUAUUGAACUCUAACGGACGAGUCGACUACAGUGUACAAGAGUAA
This is a messenger RNA of Aspergillus mulundensis, 2541 nucleotides long. RefSeq names its product DDHD family phospholipase. Bases 1 to 2541 code for a protein of 846 amino acids. NCBI's taxonomy places the organism in Eukaryota, Fungi, Ascomycota, Eurotiomycetes, Eurotiales, Aspergillaceae. Gene Ontology annotation, cellular component: cytoplasm. The record is from RefSeq and is a predicted model, not a curated record. Gene Ontology annotation, molecular function: glycerophospholipase activity; metal ion binding. The transcript has 3 exons.